AAGUUUGGUUUGAAACUUGACUAAUUAUGUGGAUUCCGUUUGGAUCAAGAUCAAAUUAUUAUUUACAAGGCAGAAAUUGUUGCAUACCUUCAGGUUUAAAAGAUCAGGUGAAGAAGUAAAUGUUAAAUACAUAAGAUCCACAUGUAAAACAUAAUAUACAGUAGUUUAAAAACAACAAAUUAAACAAUAUAGUUCACUUAAAGUGUGUUAGUAAAGUAAACUUGUUAAAAAAACAAAGUUUACAAUUAAUAAAGUGAAUUAAAAAUGUUAAAAAAAUAAGAACCAGUUUGAACUAAAUACAGGCAUUAAUUCUUCCAAAAAUCUGUCGGCUUCAUUUGUCAAAAUUUCUACAAAAUUAUUUCCACUACCUAUUAACAUUGAGCGAAAAAACUUGCAAAGCCAAAAUGGAAUCACCAAUACUACACAACCUAAAAAAGAUUGAAGAAUUCAAGCAGUUUGAUGUGACAUACUUUCUGAUUAUCUACGCUUGCGUUGUCCUAAUGGUCCUGGGCGUUCCUUUGGCUAUAUUAUUGCAAAGCAAGGAUUCGCCAAACGAGAGGAAUCGUUAUCAAUUGGAGGCCAAUCGAUCGCGUGAUGAUCAGCGGAGGGGAGGAGUAGCCCGGCGUCGAAUUUUGGAUUCAAAUGCCUAAUAAGCUUUUAAUAUUGAUGUUGUUGGUAUUCAUGGAAAUAAAUUGAAUGCGAGGCACAGCGGUUUGUUUGUAGUUUCUUUCCCAGUCCCCAACCCCAACUCCAAAUGUCUGGCCCGCUUGUGGCACACUCCAUAAGCGUUAAGCCCCCUUUCAAAAUGCACAUAAAGAACCCGAGAAAUCUAAUGUAAAAUCAAUAAUAAUUACGCCGAGUAGGCCAUCGGCGGUUGUGUCACGUCAACCGACUUGGACACUUGUUGCAUACGAAAACAGGAGGAAGUCCGCUGCAGUUUUGGCUCGCGAGCGUCGACGCCUAAGUGUCAGCUGAGAUACAAGAUACCAGAUACUCAGAUACACAGAUAAACAGAUACUUGCCUGCUGGGUUGGUGGUCAAACAGACGGACGGACUCAGCUCCAACAUGUGCAACUUGCAACGUGCAACGGCAAACAAUUAGGGCGACGUGUGGCAGAUGUUUUUCCUUCUCGCAAGCAGGACUCUUAAAAAAAUCAGAGGGAUGUGCGGAGAAGUGGCUACAAUAACAAGCCAGUUCACCAGGCAAAACUACCUGCCGUCGUUGUUGUCCUUUCACAAACUGAAAAUAAAAUAAAAACCCAUACAAUGCC
Drosophila gunungcola (fruit fly) is the source of this 1271-nucleotide messenger RNA. RefSeq lists its product as uncharacterized. The record is from RefSeq and is a predicted model, not a curated record. The transcript has a single exon. The coding region runs from base 405 to 650 and encodes 81 amino acids. Lineage: Eukaryota; Metazoa; Arthropoda; Insecta; Diptera; Drosophilidae.